Molecule: messenger RNA, 225 nt
Organism: Wallemia ichthyophaga EXF-994
Lineage: Eukaryota; Fungi; Basidiomycota; Wallemiomycetes; Wallemiales; Wallemiaceae
Exons: 4
Coding region: 1-225 (74 amino acids)
Cellular component (GO): cytoplasm
Source: RefSeq, a predicted model, not a curated record
AUGUUUGGUUUAGCAAAACUCACGCAUUACGCAUUCGAUGCUGUGCUCAUCUCAAUCGUCCUAGCAGGCGUGAAAAGAUCGACUGGGUUAACACUGGCUUUGAAGAGGGUGAAGAAUAAGGAUGCCAGAGGCAUUAUCAAAUCCUGGCUGAAUAUUGGAGAGUAUUGCUUCGACGCUGCUGUGAUCAUGAUGCAGCGAUCAAAUUCAUUCAUAAGAGAUGCUUAA